Messenger RNA from Hyaloperonospora brassicae, 402 nucleotides. The record is from the annotation of a GenBank genome assembly. NCBI's taxonomy places the organism in Eukaryota, Oomycota, Peronosporomycetes, Peronosporales, Peronosporaceae.
AUGCGCCUUGCGUUCAUUGCAGCGGCAGCUCUGGCCGCUGUCUUCACAUGCAGCGACGCACUUCCCACUGCCACUGGGGGUCUGAGACCUGUUCUCGAGUCCAACGCCGCUGCCGUGGACCGCUUGACGGAUGGCGCCUUUAUCGAUGCUGACACGGAUAGGUUUUUGAGGGCAGCUCAGAACGAAGACGACUCGGUACCGAUAGAACUUGCUCAUGAGGAAAGGCGUCUUGGUGCCUUUUUUCCUGAAAAAGUGACGGCAUUUGUCAAGCGAAUGGGACGGAGUCCCCUGGCGGGUGAUGCUCUCAAUGCUGUGCUGGGUUUUGCGGCAAAGCAUGAAGCAGGAUUUAAACGUGCGAAUACGUUGCGCCGAAAGUUCCGCAAGACGGGCAAGGGAACGUGA